This is a messenger RNA of Cyclocybe aegerita, 303 nucleotides long. NCBI's taxonomy places the organism in Eukaryota, Fungi, Basidiomycota, Agaricomycetes, Agaricales, Hemipholiotaceae. The record is from the annotation of a GenBank genome assembly.
AUGCCGUCUGUAACACACGCAAUAUCCAACUUCGUCACCGCCGUCGCGGGGGUCUUCGCGUCGCUAGUCAACUCAAUUUUCGCCAUCUUCCAUGCAAUCUUCGCGCUCGGAGUGGGUGUCGUAAAUAGCGCUCUGACUGUGAUGAAACACCUCAUAACGAUAGUUAUGGAGCUCUUCCGGAGCGUCCUUGGCUUCGUUUUAGCCAAUUUUGUUGCAAUCGCUUUCGUCGGAGGGGCGUACUCUGUGUACACGGCGUACCAGGGGCGAAAUAGGGGCGCACGAAAGAGGAAGCGCAGGGCAUAA